AUGGGUGAUGCUCUCAUGUCAAACAUUCUCAAUUCGCUAAAAACUGGCCAAGAUCUUCCGCCUGAAAUAGUUAAUUAUAUGUACGAGCAUGGAGCAUUCUUGCUUUUUCUCGACUUUCCUGAAGGAUCAGAAUUUGGAAUAGACUAUAAAUCAUGGAAAACCGGGGAGAAGUUCAGAGGAUUGAAAAUGAUACCUCCUGGAGUUCAUUUCGUCUAUUGUAGUAUUCAAAGCGCACCGAGAAUAGGGUUUUUCCACACAUUCAAAUCUGGCGAAAUACUCGUAAAGAAAUGGAACAAGAAAAAUGAAGACUUUGAAGAUCAGCUGAUGACGGAUGAGAAUAUUCGUGAAAAAAAGAAUCAACUAAAAAACAUGGAUUCAUCUUUAGCUCCGUAUCCAUACGAAAACUACCGUUCUUGGUACGCACUCACUGAUUUUGUAACAGAACAAACUGUUGAAAGAGUGAAACCACUGAAAGGAAGAAUAACUGCACAGGCAGAACUAGUGAGUUUGGAAACGUCUUUUAUGGAAAAUUCAAAGGACAAUGAAGAAAUGUCAUGUAACCCGAGAGUAGAUCGAGAGCAUCCAGUAAGAACAAGGUUUGUGGAUCAAAACGGACUACCUAUUAUGAAAAUCAGGGAAGGCUACGAAAUUCGUUUUCAAGAAAUUCCACAACUUCGAGUUGAUGUUAAUCGAAUUGGAAUUGAGCAUUCUGACCGCUUACAACGACUUAUUCGAGCAUUUAAUGGUGAUUGGAAGCAGAUUCUCGCUGAAAUGCAAAUCGCCUUUGUCUGUUUCUUGAUGGGCCAGGUAUUUGAAGGGUUUGAGCAAUGGAAACGAAUAAUUCAUCUCCUUUGUUGCUGUCCAAAUUCAUUUGGAAAAUAUGACGAGCUAUUCCUAUCCUAUGUUAGGGUUUUAUUUUUCCAACUAAAAGAGUGCCCAACUGACUUUUUUGUUGACAUUGUUUCAAAGGACAAUUUUCUUACAACUACAUUAUCCAUGCUUUUUGCCAACAUUCGAGAUUCUGUUCACGCUAGUGAAAACUUGAAGAAGAAAUCGCAACAAUUCAAAGCAUAUUUGACAAAACAGUUCAAAUGGGAUUUCGAAUGCGAAUGA
This is a messenger RNA of Caenorhabditis bovis, 1113 nucleotides long. The record is from the annotation of a GenBank genome assembly. NCBI's taxonomy places the organism in Eukaryota, Metazoa, Nematoda, Chromadorea, Rhabditida, Rhabditidae.